AUGCUGCGAGAUAUGCUGAGGGCGCGGCCUAACGCGGUGUGCGCGUGGGGAGGGAGCCUUUUUUUCGCUGCCGCUCAUCGCAGCGCCAGAAAGUUCUGGCUGGUAAGGCGCCGCUCUCGCACCCCAGUGGAAACACACACGCUUGGCAAGGCGCAGCGUCCCGGCUCAGGCGCUGGCCUCUGCCAGCGCUGCGCGACCCGCAUGUCAAUUCACACUGGAGGACGCUCCUCUAUGCGCGAGUGGCGCGAAAGUUUAGUAGCAAAAGCCCCUGUGGCGCCCCGCCUCUGCUCGGCCACGCGCUUCCCGGCUUCGUGGAUACGCCCUCUAGACGUCCGACUGUCGCUCGGCGCCCCGCUCGCCUGUUGUCGCACAUCGCUCUGUACUACAGAGCCAUCUCCUCCACAUAGGAAAAUUUUCCAAAAUUUCAAUGCGAUGCAAUUCGAAAAUCUGCGAUGA
This is a messenger RNA of Lachancea thermotolerans CBS 6340, 456 nucleotides long. RefSeq names its product KLTH0G02750p. NCBI's taxonomy places the organism in Eukaryota, Fungi, Ascomycota, Saccharomycetes, Saccharomycetales, Saccharomycetaceae. The transcript has a single exon. The record is from RefSeq and is a predicted model, not a curated record. The coding region runs from base 1 to 456 and encodes 151 amino acids.